UGUUGGUAUUUAAAUUGGUACUACCUGGCCACUGGAUGCUUGUCAUCAUGUCUUCAUCUCUACAGUGGCAAACACACCAUUGGCCCAUUCAUAUUUGGCCUGGGUUUUGAAACUAAUAAAAGGAAAUGGGAAAAGAAAGAUAUCCCAAUCCCUCCCAACAACUCUUUUUACCAAAUCUCAGAUCCACCAAACCCUCCAAAUCUCAACCGUCCAUACAACACUCUAAAACCUAUUUAUAUCCCCUACUCACUCUCUCACUUCUGCAUACCAAUUUCUGCGCCUUCUUCUUCUUCUUCACUCCUCCAAGAAGCAAGAACAGCGUCAAGAAAUCCCUCUUCUCUCCCCCAUUAUGGCGCUUCUCGUCGAGAAGACCACCACCGGCCGCGAGUACAAGGUCAAGGACAUGUCCCAGGCCGACUUCGGCCGCCUCGAGAUCGAGCUGGCCGAGGUCGAGAUGCCCGGCCUCAUGUCCUGCCGCACCGAGUUCGGCCCCUCCCAGCCCUUCAAGGGGGCUAAGAUCACCGGCAGCCUCCACAUGACCAUCCAGACCGCCGUCCUCAUCGAGACCCUCACCGCCCUCGGCGCCGAGGUCAGAUGGUGCUCCUGCAACAUCUUCUCCACCCAGGACCACGCUGCCGCCGCCAUCGCCCGCGACAGCGCUGCCGUCUUCGCCUGGAAGGGGGAGACCCUCCAGGAGUACUGGUGGUGCACCGAGCGCGCCCUCGACUGGGGCCCCGGUGGCGGCCCCGAUCUCAUCGUCGACGACGGCGGCGACACCACCCUCCUCAUCCACGAGGGUGUCAAGGCUGAGGAGGAGUUCGCCAAGUCCGGCAAGCUCCCCGAUCCCACCUCCACCGACAACGCUGAGUUCCAGAUCGUGCUCACCAUCAUCAAAGACGGAUUGAAGGACGAUCCCAAGAAGUACACCAAGAUGAAGGACAGAAUCGUUGGGGUUUCCGAGGAGACCACCACCGGAGUCAAGAGGUUGUAUCAGAUGCAAGCUAACGGCGCCCUGCUCUUCCCCGCCAUCAAUGUCAAUGACUCCGUCACCAAGAGCAAGUUCGAUAACUUGUACGGGUGCCGUCACUCAUUGCCCGAUGGGCUGAUGAGGGCCACCGAUGUGAUGAUUGCCGGAAAGGUUGGUGUCGUCUGCGGUUAUGGAGAUGUAGGAAAGGGCUGUGCGGCGGCCUUGAAGCAAGGCGGUGCCCGCGUGAUCGUGACAGAGAUUGAUCCCAUCUGCGCCCUGCAGGCCCUCAUGGAGGGUUUCCAGGUGCUGACCCUGGAAGACGUGGUCUCCGAGGCCGACAUCUUCGUCACCACCACCGGCAACAAGGACAUCAUCAUGCUCGACCACAUGAGGAAGAUGAAGAACAACGCCAUUGUGUGCAACAUCGGCCACUUUGACAACGAGAUCGACAUGCACGGCCUCGAGACCUUCCCCGGAGUGAAGAGGAUCACCAUCAAGCCACAGACGGACAGGUGGGUGUUCCCGGACACCAAGACUGGCAUCAUCAUCCUGGCCGAGGGCCGUCUCAUGAACUUGGGCUGUGCCACCGGCCACCCCAGCUUCGUCAUGUCGUGCUCCUUCACCAACCAGGUCAUUGCCCAGCUCGAGCUCUGGAACGAGAAGACCAGUGGCAAGUACGAGAAGAAGGUGUAUGUGCUGCCCAAGCAUCUCGAUGAGAAGGUCGCAGCCCUCCACCUCGGUAAGCUUGGGGCGAGGCUCACGAAGCUCUCCAAGGACCAGGCCGACUACAUCAGCGUCCCCGUUGAGGGUCCCUACAAGCCUGCUCACUACAGGUACUAAGCUAAAGGGGAACAUGGUUGUUGCAAUGUGGGGUAAAACAGUACACUUUGAUCAUCAGCAUCACGGUUUCUUGAGCUGUUUGGGAGUUGAUUUGAUUUUGAUGACUUGAAAAAUAAGUUGGAAGUUGAUUUUAGCAGUCAUCACGGUGGUUUGAUUAUUUCUUUUUUCUGUUUUCCUUUUGAGCCUUUGAUAAGAAAAUGAUGUAGUUGCUGCAGAAAGAUGCAUUAUUGCGUUUGGCAUUUAUCUAUUAUAUAUAUAUUCGAUGAAA
Salvia miltiorrhiza (redroot sage) is the source of this 2075-nucleotide messenger RNA. Its product is annotated as adenosylhomocysteinase. Gene Ontology annotation, cellular component: cytosol. NCBI's taxonomy places the organism in Eukaryota, Viridiplantae, Streptophyta, Magnoliopsida, Lamiales, Lamiaceae. Gene Ontology annotation, molecular function: adenosylhomocysteinase activity. Gene Ontology annotation, biological process: L-methionine cycle. The coding region runs from base 350 to 1807 and encodes 485 amino acids. The record is from RefSeq and is a predicted model, not a curated record. The transcript has 2 exons.